AGGAACUUAGUGGAGCAGGAAAACUUUUUGGGGGAACUUGGAGAAGUUGGUGUGAGAUCGGCGCAGCGUGAUGCAAAGCACAAACUUUUUUACGCAGAGUUGCAGUGCGUAAAAAAGCCGCGUUUGGAGACAAUGGGACUCCCCACUUUGGAGUUCAGUGACUCUUUCCUGGACAGUCCGGACUUCAGAGAGCGUCUCAAAUGCCAUGAAAUCGAGCUGGAGCGGACGAAUAAAUUCAUCAAGGACCUCAUUAAGGAUGGAAACAUGCUCAUCACUGCGCUCAAGAAUCUUUCUGCUGCUGUCCAAAAGUUCUCCCAGUCCCUUCAGGAGUUCCAGUUUGAGUGCAUAGGUGACGCAGAGACGGAUGAUGAGGUGAACAUUGCCCAGUCAUUCAAAGAGUUCUCCCAGUUGUUGAACACUGUUGAAGAAGAGAGAAGACGCUUGAUUCAGAAUGCAGAUGAUGUUUUGAUUACUCCCUUGGAAAAAUUUCGGAAGGAGCAAAUCGGUGCUGCGAAGGAGGGGAAGAAGAAGUUUGAUAAGGAAACAGAGAAAUAUUACUCCACGCUAGAGAGACACCUCAACUUGUCAUGCAAAAAGAAGGAGGCAUAUCUGCAGGAGGCCGACACGCAGAUUGAUAAGGAGAGACAACUCUUCUAUGAUGCAUCUCUUGAGUACGUUUUCAAAAUACAAGAAGUGCAAGAAAAGAAGAAAUUUGAGUUUGUUGAGCCGCUCCUGGCCUUUCUUCAGGGUUUGUUUACAUUCUACCAUGAAGGAUAUGAGCUGGCUCAUGAAUUUGAGCCGUACAAACAGCAGCUCCAGUUCAACCUACAGAACACACGGAACAACUUUGUGAGCACCAAGCAGGAAGUGGAGAAGCUGAUGAAGAGGAUAAGGUCUGCAGAUCAGGACUAUAAACCCCCCGGCCAGUGGACGAUGGAAGGCUUCCUGUACGUCCAGGAGAAACGUCCUCUCGGAUGCACUUGGAUACGUCACUACUGCACAUAUGACAAAGGCAGCAAGACCUUCUCCAUGAGUAACACUGAAACUAAAUCAUCUGGAAAACAGAAUGGCCUUGUCCUGAAUCAGCCUGAGAUGUUCAAGCUCAAGUCCUGCAUUCGGAGGAAAACGGACUCCAUCGACAAGCGUUUCUGUUUUGAUAUUGAAGUGGUGGAGAGAAAUGACAUCUAUCGUGGAACUCUUUUCAGACCACUUCAGUUUUUCUGUAAAGUCCGGCAUGGUGUUAUGACACUGCAGGCACUGUCAGAGUCCAAUAGAAGAUUGUGGCUGGAGGCCAUGGAUGGCAAGGAGCCGAUCUACAACCUUCCAGCCAUAUUAAGCAAAAAGGAAGAGACAUUUCUUAAUGAGGCAGGCUUUAACUUCAUAAGGAAAUGCAUUGACCUGGUCGAGAUGAGAGGCAUAAAUACAAUGGGGCUGUACAGGAUUGGAGGAGUCAACUCCAAAGUACAGAAGCUGAUGACCACAGUCUUCUCGUCCAAGGCACCUGUGGAUAUGGAUCUGGAUCCAGAGACGUGGGACAACAAAACUAUCACCAGCGGCCUGAAGAAUUACCUCAGAUGUCUCUCGGAGCCUCUAAUGACGUUCAAGCUCCACAAAGAUUUAAUCAUGGCUGUCAAGUCCGAUGACCAGAACUACAGGGUGUGUGCUGUUCAUGCUUUGGUUCACAAGCUGCCUGAGAGGAACAAGGAAAUGCUGGAGUUACUAAUAAAACACCUUGUCACAGUUUCUGCACAAAACCAGUACAAUCUGAUGACGGUGUCAAACCUGGGUGUCAUCUUCGGCCCCACCCUGAUGCGGUCGCAAGAGGAGACUGUGGCCGCCAUGAUGAACAUCAAAUUCCAGAACAUUGUGGUGGAGAUACUAAUUGAGAACUUCAACAAGAUCUUCCACCAGCCUCCGGACCCCAACGUGCCCCUCCCUCUACCCCAGAGCCGGCCUGGCUCUCGCCGGAGCAGAGCCAUCUGUCUGUCCACGGGGCCCAGGAAACCCCGCAGCAUCUACACCCCGACGCUGUGCCUGGCAGAUGCAGAAAGUUUUAAUGAGGGCCUUGUAUGCCUCCUCACCGGUCCCUGCAUAGGUGACACUUUCAGCAGCAGUCCCAGCAGCACCCCCAUGGGCAGCAUGGAGUCUCUGUCGUCCCAUUCCUCCGAGCAGAACGCCUCCUCCAAAACAGCCUGCUCUGGACAGAGGACAAGUCGUGACAAGUCGCUCCUGGAUGUCCGUCGGACGCCGUCACAGCUUUCAAACGGCCCCAGGAGCGCCGCAUGUGUCAGCAGUCCUGAGUCGAGCUCCAGGGAGGACACGGGACGUACAGAUGGAGAGUCAGAGGACGCUCUAAGCCUGUCCUCGGUCAGCACAACACCCAGGCUGUCUCCCGCGCCCAAAAAAGCCCCCCACUGCCGCCCUGACCUCCGGCCGUUGCUGCUGAACCGCUCCAUCGCUCCAUCUCUGAAAUCGCUGCAUAUAUCUGAAGGCCACGGGAGCUGCUCUGGAUCUGUCCAUAAUUUGUCAACACUGGAGUCCAAAGAGGGUUUAAAUCCUACUGAGCACCCGGAUCUUCCACCAAAACAAGUGAUCCGCCGCAGGAUGGACACCUCAGUCAGCAACGGCUACCAGAGACCUGGCUCAGUGGUUGCUGCCAGAGCACUGCUUUUUGAAAACGCCUCCUCUUCACAGUCUGCACCAGCUGGAAGAGACGCCAAGGCGAUGUAUUCCUGUGAGGCAGAGCACAGCCACGAGCUCAGCUUCCCCCAGGGGGCGCUCUUCUCAAACGUCUACCCCUCUGUUGAACCGGGCUGGCUCCAGGCAACAUACGAGGGAAAAACAGGGUUAAUCCCGGAGAAUUAUGUCGUCUUCCUCUAACUGGUGGUAAACGUUGCAUCUUUUUCAUGGUAUCCAUGAAAAAAAUAAUGAAUAUACAAUAGGGUUAAUUAUUGUGAUGGUCCUAUUAUUGCUGUUUUUUUUAACAUCAAAUGCAGUUUUAACAGGUAUCAAGUGAGGCAGUAACUGCUUUAAUCAAAGUGCAAACAUAUACCUCCUUUUCCAUAAUUACUCUGCAGAGUUUCAGAAGAAAUAGAUAUGGCAUUAUUAUCACAUGUAAAUAUGUCACCCAUUGACUGCACUGAUGUUCUUAGUCUCUGUAUUAGCCUACAGAAUCACAAAACAAUCAUAUCCCAUUUCACAAAUUUUAUUCCCAGAAAUAUAUUGUAUAAUCAUUUACCUUCCCAUUAUUAUAAACAUAGAGCCUUCAUCAAGUUGUUAAUUGAAUUCUAUUGUCUCAUAAACAUGUUUUUAUUAACUGUAAUUGAACAAGCUGUGAUUUAAAAUGAGGAUAGUAAUCUAAUCUAUUAGAAUCUAAUAGAGAAAAACAGCGUAAUGGGUUUGCACCUUAACUUUCAUGUUUAUGGACCAUUGUUCAUCCACUGAAUCUGCUCACUGCUGCAGCGCACUUUCUGUUAGCUCCAUGGGACUGUACUGUACAUUAAUGCUCAUAUCUUUUUUUUAACAUUUGCUCAUCAAAAAUAGUUACUUCUCAUAACUGUUUAUUACUGUUCACUGUCACAUCAAACAUAUGUCACGUGUAAAAAUGUGUUUUUAUAAUGAAAAGUACAUGAGAUGUAGCCUGAAGCUUUAAUGUGUGUGGUGGUACUGUACUCGCUGGUACACUGGUGUACUCGUAAAGACAGCUGGGUAGUGUUAUAUACCAAAGAUGCCAUUUAAUAGUUAAUUUUCUGUUUCUGUCACAACAUUAGCAAAGAAGAAAGUCCAUAAUCACAUAAUCUUCUAAAAAGUUAACUUCAAUGAUAUUUUUUUUCAGGAUAAGAUGAAAGAAAGGAAAUAAUAAUAAUAGAAAAAAAAGUUUCGCCCUUCAGUUAUUACAAACUGUAAGAUUACUCAAAUGUCGAACUUGCUCUUGAUUGUCCAAAAUAUAUUUGGGAGGGUUUUUGAGAGCCUCUCUUGUGCCAAGAUCAGGGUGUUCUUUUCCAUUUACAUCUCGAAGAAUGUGAUAUGACCUUGAACAGAAACGCUGGACAAACACUCCCUUACAGUCUGAGUUUUCUGGGGCAUAGCACGGAAAUGAUAUUCAUAUCCUGAAUGUGUAACAUCCAUUUAUAUAUUGGAAGUUUGUUCCCUUGCAGUCAUCUGCUGUAGCUUGACAGUGCAUAAACAUGUCUAUAAAUAAACAGUGUGAUUUAUUAAA
This is a messenger RNA of Amphiprion ocellaris (clown anemonefish), 4219 nucleotides long. RefSeq names its product rho GTPase-activating protein 42 (gene arhgap42b). The transcript has 25 exons. The record is from RefSeq and is a predicted model, not a curated record. Bases 133 to 2880 code for a protein of 915 amino acids. Gene Ontology annotation, biological process: signal transduction. NCBI's taxonomy places the organism in Eukaryota, Metazoa, Chordata, Actinopteri, Pomacentridae. Gene Ontology annotation, cellular component: cytoplasm. Gene Ontology annotation, molecular function: GTPase activator activity; protein binding.